Arvicola amphibius (Eurasian water vole) is the source of this 3013-nucleotide messenger RNA. Its product is annotated as guanylate-binding protein 1-like. Gene Ontology annotation, molecular function: GTP binding; GTPase activity. The coding region runs from base 213 to 1988 and encodes 591 amino acids. The transcript has 12 exons. The record is from RefSeq and is a predicted model, not a curated record. Lineage: Eukaryota; Metazoa; Chordata; Mammalia; Rodentia; Cricetidae.
AUCAGAUAAAUGAGCUCUGCCCUCUGGGCUGAGGAACCUGGCUUGGGCCCAGAUCAUUUAGUUGAAGUGACUACUGCAGUUCCCAUGAGCCUGGUGACAGUCGUACAUGAGCACCUGCAAGUUGGCUUCAGGAGCUGCCACAGCACUUACAGGGGGACAUCCUGCCACUACAGAGGCUAAGCAUUUGGACAGACAGGGCACGAGCCUGAACAAUGGCCUCAGAGGACCACAUGCCAGGCCCUGUGUGCCUCAUUGAGAAUGUGAAAGGGCAACUGGUAGCCAACCAGAAGGCUCUGGAUUAUCUGUCUGCCAUCAAGAAGCCAGUGGUGGUGGUGGCCAUCGUGGGCCUCUACCGCACAGGCAAGUCCUACUUGAUGAACAAGCUGGCUGGGAAAAAAACAGGUUUCUCUUUGGGCUCCACAGUGCAGUCUCACACCAAGGGGAUCUGGAUGUGGUGUGUGCCUCAUCCCCAGAAGGCAGGCCGCACCCUAGUUCUGCUUGACACAGAGGGCCUGGGGGAUGUUGAGAAAGGUGACAACCAGAAUGACUGCUGGAUCUUUGCCCUGGCUGUGCUUCUCAGCAGCACCUUUGUGUAUAAUAGCAUGGGAGCCAUCAACCAGCAGGCCCUGGACCAGCUGCACUACGUGACAGAACUGACAGACAGAAUCAGAACAAGAUCCUCACCUGACCAGGAUGAGUUGGAGGACUCAGAUGAAUUUGUGAGCUUCUUUCCAGACUUCGUGUGGACUCUGAGAGACUUCUCUCUCGAGCUGAAAGUAAAUGGGGAAUCCAUCUCCCCAGAUGAGUACCUGGAGAAUUCCCUAAAGCUUAUACAGGGAACCAGCCAAAAAGAAAAAGAAAAACAGUUAAAUCUGCCACGGCUCUGUAUCCGUAAAUUCUUCCCAAAGAAGAAAUGCUUCGCCUUUGAGCGGCCAGUACAAGGGAAAAAGCUUGGCCAGCUGGAAGCACUGCAGGACGAAGACCUGGACGCUGACUUCGUGGAACAGGUGGCAGACUUCUGCUCCUACGUAUUCAGCUCGCCCAAGGUUAAAACGCUUUCAGGAGGCAUCAAGGUCAAUGGACCACGACUGAAGAGUUUGGUGGUGACCUAUGUGAAUACUAUCAGCGGUGGGGGUCUGCCCUGCAUGGAGAAUGCUGUCCUGGCUUUGUCCAUGACUGAGAACGCAGCUGCAGUGCAAAGGGCCAUUGCCCACUAUGACCAGCAGAUGAGCCAGAAGUUGACACUGCCCACGGAGACCCUCCAGGAGCUGCUGGACCUGCACAGGGCCAGUGAGAAAGAAGCCAUCAAGAUCUUCAUGGAAAAUUCCUUCAAAGAUGUUAACCAAGUGUUCCUAACGGAAUUAGUGACCAAGUUAGAAAGCAAGCAAGAGGAAUUUCUUACGAAGAAUGAACAGGCGUCCUCAGACCGCUGCUCAGCUCUGCUUCAAGACAUUUUCGGUCCACUAGAAGAAGACGUGAAGCAGGGAGUUUAUUACAAACCAAGGGGUUUUUGUCUUUUUAACCAGAAAUUACAGGAGUUGAAGAAAAAGUACUAUAACACACCCGGAAAGGGAGUGCAGGCUGAAGAUGCUCUGAAGAAGUUUUUGCAGUCCAAGGAAGAUGUUAUUGAGGCAAUUCUACAGACAGACCAGGCUCUGACAGAAAAGGAAAAGGAGGUUGAAGUGGAGCAUGUGAAAGCUGAAGCUGCAGAGACUGCCUCAAAAAUCCUGGAGGAAAUGCAACAGAAGAACGAUCAGUUGAUGAGAGAGAAAGAGAAGAGCUACCAGGAACGCAUGCAACAGCUGACUGAGAAGAUGGAGAAGGAACAGGCCCAGUUGAGGGAGGAGCACCAGAGGGCCAUUGAGCACAAACUUCAGGAACAGGAUCGACUCCUAAAGGAGACCUUCCAGCAGGAGCGCCAAAGUCUUCAGAAAGAGAUAAUGGCUCUCCAUGAAGAGGCAGCUUCACGCAAAUGUAUCAUAAGCUAAAGGCCUAAAGAAUAGUGAUUUCCUAACUCUCAAAACAGAGAUGAAUAGGCUGCAGAACUGGGAACAAGAGUUGCUCCCAUUAAUAAUUGGGUCCUGCAUCAAAGAACUAAAAAUCUGCAAAGAUGUUCAGUGUAAUCACCAAAAUCAUGUUCAUCUUCAUAUAAGAUUUUGCACCAAGGAUGCCAUUGAGAUCUCUAUCAUAAGAGAGGUACUAACAGCACUGCCCAGAAGAAAGUUUGUUUUCUAGAUAAUCUCCAGUAGGCAAAUGGACACUGAGCCUUUGCUCCAAGUUGCCUAGGGAGGUGAUAGGUCUGAAGGCCAGCACCAUUCCUUACUGGAGACAAUGAAAAGAUCUACAUUAUUUCAAAAUUGCUCAAUCUUUCAGCAGUGGCAUUAUUUGUGGACAUUGGUGGGAGAUAAUCCUACCAACACACUUUAUUAUGAAUGAAGACACCUGCAUGGAAUGUGUGUGUGUGUGUGUGUGUGUGUGUGUGUGUCUGUGUGUGUGUGUGUGUGUGUGUGUGUGUGUGUGUGUGUAUCCCACUUGAAGAUGGAAGAAGUCAUUGGCAUGACAAGGAGAAGAAUUCACAAAUCCAUUGGUGAAGAAGCAAGUGUUUCAAUGCACAUAGAUUGAAAUUAUAACAGAAAUUUCCAAACUUUAAGAGUUGGCUUUGAAUUACAUAGUAACAUGAUACUUAAGCAUAAUGUAGAGCAGUAACUUUAAAGAUGAACAUUAAAUUAUGAUGUGUAAUCUCUAGCUAUCAAUGGUACUUUAACAAUUUAUAUGUAACUAUGAACUUACACUACUCUUUCCUACUAUUAGCACUUGAACGCCUGUUGAUUUUUUGCAAGCGGAACAAAGAUUGUUUUCCGUCUAUUGACGGUUUCUUAGUACUAUGGAGUAUAGACAAACUGUAUUCCAACUGCCAAAAAUGCAAGGUAUAGUUAGCAUCUUUUAAUGGGAUUGGGAGCAGUGCAAGCAUGAGGACCUAAAUUCAGAUGCCAGCACCCACAUAGCAAAUCAG